This is a messenger RNA of Erinaceus europaeus (western European hedgehog), 3442 nucleotides long. It is a transcript of the gene HYKK, whose product is annotated as hydroxylysine kinase. The record is from RefSeq and is a predicted model, not a curated record. The coding region runs from base 521 to 1780 and encodes 419 amino acids. The transcript has 6 exons. NCBI's taxonomy places the organism in Eukaryota, Metazoa, Chordata, Mammalia, Eulipotyphla, Erinaceidae. Gene Ontology annotation, molecular function: amino acid kinase activity.
CAGUUGCUUAGGUGCGGGGGCCACUGAGGGGGUUUUCAAGUGACGAUCACGAGGCCAGUUAUCAGUGGCGCAUACGGGACUGCAACCCGCCGCCGAAAGAGGCUCGGGUUGGUCGCGGCGGCCCCGGAUCCCCUCCACCGAGUGGUCUAGAGGCGAACAGCUCAUGCGCAGGCCAGCAGCAGGAUGCUGGAACCCGCUCCUGGGUCCAGAGGUCCCGGCCGCUCGUGGCGGGGGGGCGUGCACAGAGAUGACCAAGGAGCUCGUGCCUGCUGAACUUUAAGCUAAACUUUUGAGACACGUGAGUAGAGCCUUGGCAAGAAAGAGCUCAUUCGAUUUUCCUCCCAGAAAGAUCCCUCCUACCAUUGCGGCACCAGAAGCAACCAAAAUCUCCGGAUUUUCGAACCGGUUGUUCAUGACAGUCUAUUGAUAGCAAUGCAACAUCUGUUAAGCAGCCAUCAAAAUUGUGCCCUAAAAUGCAAACCGACCCCAGGCGUUAGCAAUCGUGCAUAAUUUAGCAUGGAUGAAGAUUGGACUGAAACAAUUUUGGGGAAAGAAUUGGUGCCAGAAGAAUAUUCAGAAGCCCCUUGUAGCUUUUCAUGCAUAUCUGGGUGCUCAGGAAAUACACCAGUCUGUUCUUCCUCUAGCCAUAAUGUCAAGUGGAGACAAUAAGCAGUCACAGGCUGUUGCCAAACCCUCUUUCAGUGAGGCACAAGCCUGUGUGCUGGUGGAAUCCGUAUUUGGGCUGAAAGUUUCCAAGAUCCGGCCACUUCCUAGCUAUGAUGAUCAAAAUUUUCAUGUGUGCAUUUCAAGAACCAAAGACAUUCCAGAUGGCCCAACUGAGUAUGUCCUCAAAAUAAACAACACGGAGGCCAGCAAAACUCCAGACCUUAUUGAAGUGCAGAGUCACAUCAUCAUGUUUCUGAGAGCUACUGGGUUUCCGACAGCCUCUGUGUGUCGGACUAAAGGAGACAGCAUAACCUCUCUUAUGUCCUUAGAUAGUGGCUCCGAAACCAAAAACUUCUUGGUGAGGCUGCUGACCUACCUUCCAGGAAAGCCCAUAGCAGAAAUUCCCAUCAGCCCCCAGCUACUGUAUAACAUUGGAAAGCUAGCUGCCAAACUGGAUAAGACACUGGAGAAAUUCCAGCAUCCGAGGUUAAGUAGUCUGCGUCGGGAGAGCUUCAUUUGGAAUCUGAAAAAUGUUCCUCUUCUGGAGAAAUAUAUACAUGCCUUGGGCCAGAAUCGAAAUCGAAAGAUUGUGGAACAGGUCAUUCAGCUGUUCAGGGAAGAAGUGGAGACCAAGUUAAGUGAUUUUCGAGAGUGUAUCAAUCACGGAGAUCUCAACGACCAUAACAUCUUAGUAGAGCCCAGCACGUCAGCCUCUGAAGAUGCUGCAUAUCAAGUGUCUGGGAUUUUAGACUUUGAUGACAUGAGUUAUGGCUACUACGUGUUUGAAGUGGCCAUUACCAUCAUGUAUAUGAUGAUUGAAAGUCAGGAUCCCAUAUCAGUAGGAGGCCAUGUCCUCGCAGGUUUUGAAAGCAUUAUCCCAUUGACAGCUGUAGAGAGAGGUGCUUUGUAUCUGCUUGUAUGCAGUCGCUUUUGCCAGUCACUUGUCAUAGCUGCAUACUCUUGCCAGCUACACCCAGAGAAUCAGGAAUAUAUCAUGAUAACUGCAAAGACCGGCUGGAAGCAUUUACAGCAAAUGUUUGACAUGGGUCAGAAAGCUGUAGAAAAAAUCUGGUUUGAAACUGCUAAGUCAUAUGAAUCUAAGAUUUCCAUGUGAAUGGGUCUGAGUUCACUUGUACUUGAGUAAUGAAAAACACAAUAGGACUAAAUCUAAUUCUUUGAAAGAUUUUAUUGUACAGCUAAAAGUGAAUAAUAGAUGGAGCAGAUCAAUGCACAUAAGAAUGCUAAUGACUUUAAUCUCAUUCUUUUUUAAACUUAAGUACUGUAUGAGCAAAUAUGUCUUUCUGUGGGUCUCAUGUACCUUGUGUGUAAUAGAAAAUAUACAGAAUGGCGUUUUGAGUCAGAAACUCACAAGUUUUUUAUAUGCAUAAGAGACUGUUGUGCUCUUUUCUCUCCUCCUCUUCUUUUUUUUUUUUUUAUUGCCACCAGAGUUAUCACUGAGGCUUGGUGCCAGCAUACAAAUUCACCACUCCUAGUGGCCAUUUUUCCCUUUUCUAUUUUAUCUGAUGGAACAGAGAGGAAUUGAGAGGGUAAGGAGAGAUAAGAAGAUAGAUACUGCAGACCUGUUUCACUGCUCAUGAAGCAGGUGGGGAGUGGGGCCUUGAAACUGGGUCCUUACACAUGGUAACGUGUGUGCUCAACCAGGUAUACACAAAUGCCUCUCCUCCUCCAUGGUUCUACCUUUCCACCCUCAUCUCCCCCCCCCCCCCCCCACGUAUUUAAGAGAAAUGUCUUGCUCUCAAUCUCAUCACCUUUUUUCUUUUUUCUUAUCAGAGCAGUGCUCAGCUUUGGCUUAUGGUAGUGUGGAGGAUUGAACCUGGGACUUUGGUCACUCAGGCUUCAGUCUCUGCAUAACUCUUAUGCUAUUUACUCCUUCUCAUAACCACUUCUGACACCAAAUGUGUGAGAUUUUUCCUCAUCAAACAGUUCUGAUGCUGUUAUUCAGAGUUGGCAUAAACCUCACAGGUUAAGGCCUUGGUCCACAAACUGCCUUCUUUUCAGGUUCCAGUUACAAGUACCAGCUGAUUCUUGAGUCAAAGUUUCUCACAACCUCCUCAAUUUGAUCAUUUGCUAGAAUAGCUCAUAGAACUCAGGGAAACACUUUAUCAGUUCAUCAGAAAGGGCACAGAUAAACAGCUGGAUGAAGACGGACGUGGGUGAGAUCUCAAGGGUCCUAAGCCCAGAAGCUUCUGUCCCUGUUGGUGUGCACCACUCUGUUGAUGUUACUAGAAGCACUCGCGAAACCAGAAGUUCUCUUCACUCUUUUAGUUUGGGCUUUUCUUAAGGCUGCAGUACACGUGAUUAAAUCAUUGUUGAUUUAGUUAAAUCCCAGCCCCUCUUCUCUUUUCAGCCCUCUGAUCACUUGGUUGUUACUUCUUGGCAAUCAGUCCCCAUCCUCCAAGAGCCACCUCAGUCACAUAAAUUCUGGUUGGUGCAGUUCAGAGAGAGUUGCUAACAGGAAAAAAAAGACCCUCUUCUCAUCUCUGUCAUUAAGGAUUUUAGGUGCUCUUUGCCAGAAUUUUAGACAAAGACCAUGAAUUCUACUUCACUGAAUUCCUAGCUCAAAUAUUGUCAAUCACUAUUUCCACAUUUAAAUAUUUGUUGUCUUGCAUUUAUAUCUUACUGUUUGUUGUUUGUCAAUAACUUGUCAAUCAGUUCUAUGUAGCAUAUAAAUUAUUUGAUGAAUAAAUUGAAAAAUAUUUCACACUAUCUUUAAGAUCUGUUAGCAAACCUUUAAUAAAGAUUUGUUGAAUGAACA